UUCAGGACGAUAAUUGGGUGGGUUUCCGAUGUUCUACUGGGCCGAUCAAUGCGGAGGCCCAGUCCCCACGCGCCCCUGUUUUUGAUAAGUGGACAGAGAUAGAGAAGUGCCGAUAGCGACAAGUCCGAUAACCGUCAAAAAGUUUUGAUUCUGGCCAUUGCCAAAACCCCCAUCGCAAUUGAACAACAGUUCUUCUCGACAUUUUCCUGAUUCUUUUUAAUCCCUUCUUCUAUCAGCAAGCAGUGUUGGAUGGCUCAUCUUUUUCAAUCUCUGCGCCGAGUCUUGGGGCUGACUCCCUCUAAGCCCGUUCCAAAAUUUUUGGGGUCAAUUGACACGAAUUUUUCUUAUUUUAGAGAGGGCGACAGGGUCGUUGUCCAUGGCAAAACUCCAUCGUUAACAAAGCCCCUUCGAAGAGGGCAGAAGACCGAUGUGCGACGAGGAAUACUGGAACACGAUAGCAUCAUCGGCCAGCGAGUACGAGAUCUUGUCAAGGCGCAUAAGGGCCCUGACUACCGCCUCAGCCUUCCGACCCUCGACGAAUAUGUCUCCAUGACACCGCGACUCGUCACACCAAUCUAUUCCGCUGAUGCCAACUUGAUUGUCUCCCUCCUCGAUAUCCACGUCACUCCCCCAGCAGAAGGAUCCCAGGAACAGCCACCGUUGGAAAUCCUCGAGUCCGGCACGGGUCAUGGCUCCCUAACUCUACACCUUGCGCGCGCGAUCCAAGCAGCCAACUCAGUUCCACCUCCCGUACCACAGAAAUCCCAGAUCCAAUACCUGCAGGGCCGACCGAUCCGGCCCGGAACCGGCGCGGAGAAGGCAGACCCCAAAUCGACCAGCACCACCGCCCAAGAAUCACCAGACGAAUCCGCCCAGCACCAGACUCAGCAACAACAACAACAAUGGGACACCUGGCGCGCCCACCGAAGAGCCAUCAUCCACACCGUAGACGUGUCCCCCAAAUUCUCUGUCCACGCCGAGAAGAUCGUGCGCGGGUUCCGCCGCGGAAUCUACGCCGGCAACGUCGACUUCUACGUCGGCCACGUGGAGAACUGGAUCGCAGAGCAGAAGCAGGCACGCGCGUCGAGAUCCCUCCUCUCGAGCGGCCCCACAGUCGAGCCGUUCCUCUCCUACGCUAUCCUCGACAUGCCCUCCGCGCACCUGCGCAUCCCCCACGUCGCCCCCAUCCUGAAAAGGGACGGCAUCCUCGUCGUGUUCAUGCCGAGCGUGACCCAGGUCGGUGACUGCGUGGACCUCAUCCGGCGGCAAAAGCUCCCCUUCAUCCUUGAGAAGGUCGUGGAGCUCGGCUCCGGCAUCAGCAGUGGUCGGCUCUGGGAUGUGCGGUUUGCCGUGAAGAAGUCGCGUGCCGACCCGUCCUCGUGGACUGAGGCCGCGGACUCGGCGGAGACAGAGGAAGACUCUUCUGAUGCUGCCGUAGAAAGUGCGCCUGCCGCUCCUAAAGAAGCUGCAAGGCAAGAGGAGAGCGUGCUGGUCUGCCGACCUAAAGUCGGGACCCGGAUCGUGGGCGGAGGUUUCGUCGGCGUGUGGAGAAGGAUAGAAGAUUCGUCGAAGGAGUAGCCUAUUUUGCCUGUUUCUGGAUGAGGAACAUGUCAGGAUACCCAUUUGUGACAGAAUAUCGCAUUGCAUCCCCAUCAUCCUCCUGCACUG
Messenger RNA from Aspergillus novofumigatus IBT 16806, 1668 nucleotides. RefSeq names its product tRNA (adenine-N(1)-)-methyltransferase. The record is from RefSeq and is a predicted model, not a curated record. Gene Ontology annotation, cellular component: tRNA (m1A) methyltransferase complex. The transcript is spliced from 4 exons. Gene Ontology annotation, biological process: tRNA methylation. The coding region runs from base 250 to 1578 and encodes 442 amino acids. NCBI's taxonomy places the organism in Eukaryota, Fungi, Ascomycota, Eurotiomycetes, Eurotiales, Aspergillaceae.